This is a messenger RNA of Urocitellus parryii (Arctic ground squirrel), 1143 nucleotides long. The record is from RefSeq and is a predicted model, not a curated record. Lineage: Eukaryota; Metazoa; Chordata; Mammalia; Rodentia; Sciuridae.
CCCUCUCAUUUCUCCUUCUCUUCAUCUUCAUGGCCACUCACAGAGCUCUGAGCCAGCAUCCAACAGUAAAUGACGAUCUGCCCAAUCGCAUAAUCUCUGGCUUGGUGAAGGUGAAGGGAAACGUGAAGGAAUUCUCAGAGACAGCGGCCGUAUUUGAGGAUGGCUCUAGGGAGGAUGACAUUGAUGCUGUUAUCUUUGCCACAGGCUACAGCUUCGCCUUUCCUUUUCUGGAAAAUUCUAUCAAAGUGGUCAAAAAUAAGAUAUCCCUGUAUAAAAAGGUCUUCCCUCCCAACCUAGAAAAGCCAACUCUUGCAAUCAGAGGCUUGAUUCAGCCCUUAGGAGCCAUUAUGCCAAUUGCAGAGCUCCAAGGACGCUGGGCCACUCAAGUAUUUAAAGGCAACUGGUACRUGGAAAGCCAACGCCAUACCAUUCAGGGAGACUACAUUGAUAGCAUGGAAGAGAUUGCUGAYUUGGUGGGAGUCAGGCCUAGUCUACUGUCUCUGGCCUUCACUGACUCCAAGCUAGCAUUACAGUUACUUUUGGGACCUUGUACUCCAGCCCAGUUUCGUCUACAGGGCCCUGGAAAGUGGGAUGGGGCUCGARAAACCAUCCUUUCCACAGAUGACCGUAUCAGGAAGCCCAUGAAGACAAGGGUGAUGGAGAAGAGUGAUUCCGCAGCUUCGGCAGUGACCGUGGGCAGGUUCAUGCUGGCCCUCAUUCUCUUUGCGGUGAUCAUGGCUUAUUUUUAGAUGUCCCAUUGUCAGUGCCCUGGCUUCCGCUGGGAAGCUCCAGGUAGAGAUGGCUUCCAGACCUCACAGAACUGAGCACUCUCACUCCCCUGUUGCUCAGAAAGCUACCUUUAGUUCUCUUUCAGAAGCAUUGAUCCUCUUUUCACCUUUUCCUACAAUGAAAUCCUGACUUCUCAUUUGUGUUGGUUCAUGCUCCUUCCUCUUGUAAUCUGUCACUCUUUCCUUCCAAUAAUUCCUGGACUGUGAGCUCAGGCACUCUUUAGUCAYCUCUAUAGGAUGUCCUUAGCAGACAKGUGGCCUUGUUGAUCAUCAAAUAUYAUGGUGGGGAUCCUAAAUCAGCAUCUAAAAAAAUGGCUGACUUCAGGCUGAGGUUGUGGCUCAGUGGAACAGCGCU